Molecule: messenger RNA, 1029 nt
Organism: Opisthorchis viverrini
Lineage: Eukaryota; Metazoa; Platyhelminthes; Trematoda; Opisthorchiida; Opisthorchiidae
Exons: 3
Coding region: 1-1029 (342 amino acids)
Source: RefSeq, a predicted model, not a curated record
AUGCGACUGACGUUUCAAGCUACACUCGCUCCUAAAAGCUAUGAACAGGUUUGUAUGGUUCAAUGGGAUUCGGCCUGGAAAGGCAACUUUCCAACAAAGACCAUUUUAGUUGGGUUUCACAACAUUCAGUGGUUACCAGCAGCAAACAACUUCCCUCUCCUUAUGACCGGAAUGCGAGCAAGCUCGGAAUUGGUCAGACGACGCAGUCCUCAAGUGGUGCGACACCACAUCAAGUUGUGUCCUCUUUCACCUUUCUUCUUCAACUUCGUCAUUGAUACGGUCAUGAAAGACUCACUACCAGCCUCUAAUACCUGUGGGGUCGAAGUGCUCCCUGGGUCUCCGCUCACAGAUAUCGAGUACGCAGACGACACAGCUCUUCUGGGAUCUGACCCCGUGGUAAUGCAAACAAUAUUAAAUAAUCUAAAUAAUUCUGCCUCGCGGUUCGGCAUGCGCUUCACACCUGCAAAGUGUAAAGUGCUACUGCAAGACUGGGUGGACUGGAACCCUAGCCUCAUGCUUGCGGAUGAACCGAUUGAGACGCUGUACGCCAACUCCCGCGGCCGUGUAAAGGUCUAUGGGAAGCUCUCUUCUGAGUUCACCAUAUCCAGUGAUGUCCGACAGGGUUGUCGUCUUUCACCUUUCCUCUUCAACUUCGUCAUUGAUACGAUCAUGGAAGACGCACUACCAGCCUUUAAUGCCUGUGGGGUCGAAGUGAUCCCUGGGCCUACGCUCACAGAUAUCGAGUACGCAAACGACAUAGCUCUUCUGGGAUCUGAUCCCGUGGUAAUGCAAACAAUAUUAAAUAAUCUAAAUAAUUCUGCCUCGCGGUUCGGCAUGCGCUUCACACCUGCAAAGUGUAAAGUGCUACUGCAAGAUUGGGUAGGCUCGAACCCUAGCCUCGUGCUUGCGGAUGAACCGAUGGAGGUAGUAGGCAAAUUUGUUUGUCUGGGCAGCUGUAUCAGUCCCAGUGCUCUAGCGAAAGAUGAUAUUUCCAUCCGGAUUGGAAGGCCGGAAGCCUUUAAUGCAUAG